GACGGACUGGCACGAAUUCCUCAGCGCUCCUCAAAUUUCUUGAAAUCACGGACCUCCUGCUCGCCUCCGUCCCGACAAACACCCAGACCAGCUUCCCCCUCUACAUCCGAGCACACAUCCGAGCCGAGCAGCGUUUACAAAAAAAGAAAAGAUGUUGCGAAGUGUCGCCGUGCUCCUUCUGCUCGCCGUGGCUGUCUCUAACGCUGAGGAGCUGCAGAGCAAGAGCAAAGUGUGUGCCAAUGUGUUCUGUGGGGCCGGCAGGGAGUGUGCUGUGACAGAGAAAGGGGAGCCCAGCUGUCUGUGUAUAGAGAGCUGUAAGCCCCACAAGAGGUCAGUGUGUGGCAGCAACGCUAAGACCUACAGGAAUCACUGCGAGCUCCACAGGGAUGCUUGUCUGACUGGCUUGAAGAUCCAGGUGGCCCACGACGGACACUGCCACGAGAAGAAAGCAGAGCAGGCAGCUGCCAGCCCAGUGGUUUGUUACGCUGCUGACCGCAACGAGCUCAGGGGUCGUGUGAUCCAGUGGCUGCAGACUGAGGUUGUCCCAGACGGCUGGUUUGUCAAGGGAUCCAACUUCUCCGACAUCCUGCUCAAGUACUUCAAGUCGUACGACAAUGGUGACUCUCAGCUGGAUUCCUCAGAGCUGCUCAAAUUCAUCCAGCAGAAUGACUCUGUUGUGGAGAUGCAGUCCUACGCAGACCAGGAGAGCAACAAGCUGCUCAGGAGCCUGUGUGUUGAUGCCCUCAUUGAGCUCUCUGAUGAGAACGCCGACUGGAAGCUGAGCUUUGAUGAGUUCCUCAACUGUCUGAAACCUGGUUUCAAUCCACCAGAGAAGAAGUGUGCCUUGGAAGAUGAGACAUAUGAGGACGGAGCAGAGACCCAGGUGGAGUGUAACAGAUGUGUGUGUGCAUGCGGCAACUGGGUCUGCACUGCUAUGACCUGCACUGACAAAACAGCAGCUGUGGAUGAGUCAGCAGACGCUGGGGCAGAGAUGACUGAGGAGGAGUGGAACCUGCGUGUGGCUGAGCUCAACAAACACCAGGAAACAGUUGAGAAAAUGAAGUCCAGCACAAAGGAGGCCUAAAUAAGGACGCAAUGAAGGAGAGGAUGCUCGUCAUCACCCUUCCUCCAUACUUGAUUUACCUUGCGGCCAUGUGUUGUUAUUAGACUGACUUUUUCAUGUUUCUCUGCUAUGUUAAUUAUUAUACAUUUUUUACAAUGUCUUAAGUGUUUGUGUUGAUGUUUGUUAGAUUCGGGGGCUAUCAAAGAGUAUUAUAGGAUUCCCUUGUGUUCAGUACUGUCAUAUUUGAUUGUAUUACUGCGCCUCUACACUAGCCCCGGGGCUAUUUUUACUACAAUCCUUAUAUUUUUACAGUUAUUAUGAGAAAAAAAAAGAGUCAAGUUGUCACUGUUUGGGAAUAUGGACGUCAUUGUUUGAGAAAGUAGUGAAGUAUGAGCAAGAAGAAUCCACCUGUUGAUAUGAUGGAGCUUUGGAAGACUACUUGACACCUGGUGCAGCACGUUUCUCCACACUCUCAGAGGUUUUCAAUCAACAGGAGCUGGGAUAAGGGGGUAAAGCUACUUGUGAUUUUGUUGCCAUUUAGAACUGCCACAGUAGGCCACUACUUGACCAAUGCACUUCUCUUUCUUUUGCUCAAGCUUUCUUAGGCUUUAGUUUAGCACACAUCUGUUUGUAUCUUAUUGCUAAAGUAAUCAUUUUGCUGCAAAAUUGUUUGCUUCUGUGUACAGUAUGUUAUUGGCUUGAGUUGGAACUCAUCUUGUUCCCAUGUUAUGCUCAGGCAAGUCUCUCUGGUGCUUUUUAUGAUUUUUUUUUCUGGUUAAACAUGUCUCUGUCUGUGUCUAAAAUUUCCGAGACAAAGACAUAGUGGUCCAGCUUUCAGUGUGGAGCAGCACAACUGCACCCAGGUGAGACCUGAUCCUUGAAAAUAGCAUGAUGAAAACUGAAACCAAAGUCUUGAUGAAGUGUUUGAAUGAUGUACAAACUUCUCCAGGUAAAACAUUACUCUGGACCCAGCAACAACACUAUACCUGCUAUACCUGUGCUUUCAAAAUCACUAACAGAAGGACUAGCCUCGCUGUCAGCUACAGUAGCGUAGACGCAUCAAUAACUGGGUGCAUAUAAAUUGUGUGUUUGUGUGUGCAUGAUUGUGUGUGUGCUGUUAAAGUGUGAUGCUGAGAGUUGUCUGGUUUGUUAAAUGUGUGUUUUUUGUUAAAUCCUGUAUCUUAAUUGGGAGGAUUGACAAUAAGAAUCAGUGCCUUAGACCUGCAAAAAAUAUAGGUCUCUACUUUUGCCUGCACGUAGGCUUUUAUGCCUCGUCGCGUAGAAAGAAUGAGUGUGCUUUCCUGAAGUUUAGCAGUAAACUAGUGCUUUGUGACUCUAUCCCUGAUAAAUGUCUGUGUGAAAGUUGCAUUACUAGGUUCAAGCUAAAUCUUUAUAUUCCACUAAAAGUGCAGAGACUGUAAGGAAUACGUAUGUAUGCCAAUAAAGCCCAUACACCACAACA
Centropristis striata (black sea bass) is the source of this 2525-nucleotide messenger RNA. Its product is annotated as follistatin-related protein 1-like. NCBI's taxonomy places the organism in Eukaryota, Metazoa, Chordata, Actinopteri, Perciformes, Serranidae. The coding region runs from base 152 to 1084 and encodes 310 amino acids. Gene Ontology annotation, molecular function: protein binding; calcium ion binding. Gene Ontology annotation, biological process: regulation of BMP signaling pathway; multicellular organism development; cell differentiation. The record is from RefSeq and is a predicted model, not a curated record. The transcript is spliced from 11 exons.